AUGCGGGGCCACUUUGAGUGUCCACCAUACAACCAGCAAACAAUUAGAAGUGCUUACCAUGUAAGGAAUAUCGAAGUCUUCAAACUCAAGCAGUUAAAACGUCCAAUUGAUAUAUUUAUGUCACAUGACUGGCCAAGGAGCAUAUAUCACUACGGAAACAAGAAACAGCUCCUUAAAAUGAAAUCCUUCUUCCGUCAAGAAGUAGAGAGCAACACAUUGGGAAGCCCUGCUGCUUCAGAGCUUCUACAGCAUCUGAAACCCACCUACUGGUUCUCAGCACAUCUUCAUGUUAAAUUUGCAAGAAAAAGGGGGGGGGAGACAAACUCCAAAGAAGAGCUACCAAAAGCAACAAAGUUUUUGGCUCUGGAUAAAUGUCUGCCACACAGAGACUUUCUGCAGAUAAUAGACAUUGAGCAUGAUCCUAGUGCAGGUGACUCACUGGAGUACGAUGCUGAGUGGAUUGCAGUCCUCAAGGCCACCAACAGUCUUGUCAAUGUGACUCAGAGCUCAUGGAAUAUGCCUGAAAAGAAUGGCCUCCAUGCAAAGUGGGAUUACAGUGCGACAGAGGAAGCCAUCAAGGAGGUGUUAGAAGAGCUGAAUCAUAACCUCAAAAUUCCUUGUAACUUCACAUUGACAGCUGCUUGUUAUGAUCCCAGCAAGCCCCCAAAACACAUGGAACCAGUUCAUACCAUCAAUCCACAGACCACUGAGUUUUGUGCCCAGUUUGGCCUCACUGACAUCAACAACAGGAUCCAGCGAGCUAAAGAGGAGGGCUCAGUACAAGGCGAAUACGAAGAGGAGGAGGAGGAAGAGGAGAUGGACAGUACUGGGUCCGCAGAGGAACCCAGUGAAUAUAAUACAGAUAAUUCUGCGCUUUCAUCCAUUAAUCCAGAUGAAAUAAUGCUGGAUGAAGAAGGUGGUGAUGAAGAUUUGAGCACAUGUUCUGUAGAUCCUUCCCCUGAUCAUCCUCCUGACUUUUCUGCAAGUUUUUCUGACAUCCGGAUCAUGCCAGAUUCCAUGGCGGUAUCAUCCGAUGAUGCUAUGGAUUCUACUAAUGAGGAACUGGAGAAGUCUGGGGUGAGUAAGCAGGUGGAAGAGAAGAGCUUAAAUGAGAGACCAUUAAAGCGUAUUGGUGGUAAUGAAAAUGGAAACAGUGGCAUUAAAAAAAUUAAGAGAAGGAAUCAAGCUAUCUAUGCUGCAGAGGAUGAAGAUAAAACAGAAUAAUACUUCAUAUGAUGUAUAAAUAAGUCCUCUCUGUACCUUUUUAUGGGAAGGUGGUGAGAACUGUGGUGGACUCAUGCUUUUAAUGUUACUUGAU
Molecule: messenger RNA, 1318 nt
Organism: Leptosomus discolor (cuckoo roller)
Lineage: Eukaryota; Metazoa; Chordata; Aves; Leptosomiformes; Leptosomidae
Source: RefSeq, a predicted model, not a curated record